GCCACGGCAAUCGGAGGACAGAAUAAAUCUCAACCACGGCACCGUGUUUGCUUCUGCUACUAUCGACGCUCCCUGGAGAGAUCGGAGAAUCGGACUCAUCCUCUCCUCCCUUUCUGUAACCGUAUUUCUGCCAUUUCCGUUUUUCUCUCACACAUCCAGUCCAGGAUAUACCAUGAUUUGUGUAAAUUUGAAUAUGAAAUUUAAGAUUUUGAAAUUGGAUACAAGAUGCAUGAUAGGAUUAGGUUGAAUCCUUAUCCAUUAACCUCUUGCUCAAAAAAUGCUGCUAAGGGAGGUCAGAAGAAAGGAAAAUGCUCCAAAGGUUUGGAGAAGAAAGAUUGGGAAGGUGCAACAUGCCCUGUUUGUCUGGAGUUCCCUCACAAUGCUGUUCUUCUCCUCUGUGCCUCUUAUCACAAGGGUUGCCGCCCUUAUAUGUGCGCAACUAGUAGACGUUUUUCCAAUUGUCUUGAGCAAUACAAGAAAGCUUACACAAAAGUUACUUCGAUGAACAAUGGGUCAGUGGAUAUUUUAGGUGCAGAUGAGGGUGAUAAGAAGCUGGAAGUGCCAGAGCUCUUAUGUCCACUAUGUCGUGGACAGGUGAAGGGUUGGACAGUGGUUGAACCAGCCCGAAAACAUUUAAACAGAAAAAGAAGAACCUGUAUGCAAGAGAAGUGCUCGUUUGUUGGAACUUACAAGGAGCUGAAGAAACAUGUCAAAACAAAGCACCCGUUGGCACAGCCUCGGGCUGUGGAUCCUGCACUUGAAGAAAAAUGGAAAAAGCUUGAACAUGAAAGAGAGCGGAAUGAUGUGAUUAGCACAAUUAUGUCAUCAACACCAGGUGCAUUGUUAUUGGGAGAUUAUGUGAUUGAGCCAGGAUACCAUGGUAUUUAUGAAGAGGAAUACGAUUCAGAUGAUUCAGAUGACUCCCUUGAUGAUGGUUAUUUCCAUUUGGAGUCAUUUAACCGAAGACAGAAUCGCAGCAUUCGCUACUAUGAUAUAUUUGAUGGGGAUGACUUUGGAAUGCAGCAUGUAUUCCGUGCUGUUUCCCCUGGUGGGCGUUCCCAGCACGGUCAGCUGUUGGGGGCAGCACCACUUAGGAGACUCCCAAGAGUUAGAAGACGUUCUGGAGGCCGAUAAUUCCUGUGGUGAAUCUACAAUCAAAGGCUCUUUAUAUGGUUGCUAUGUCCUUCAGAUGGUGGUAGAUAACUUGUUUUGAUGGAUAGCAGGAUGCAAAGAGAUUGUAGAAGAAAAAACAAAAUAGGGUUGCUUAGGGGUUUAGGUUUUGAGGAGAACCAAGGUAUUUUAGCUUUCAGUUCCCUCUUAUAUGUAUGGAUUGAUUGUUAUUAUUAUUAUUAUUAUUAUUAUUAUUGGGUCGUGUAUGGUAGUUAUUUUAGCAGCAUAAAAUUACAAGAGCAUUGUCUCAUGUACGCUAUACUAAAAUUUUGGCAACUGUCCAUGUUGUCUAUUGAUUGUCAGUGAUUAUCCU
Molecule: messenger RNA, 1483 nt
Organism: Rubroshorea leprosula
Lineage: Eukaryota; Viridiplantae; Streptophyta; Magnoliopsida; Malvales; Dipterocarpaceae
Source: the annotation of a GenBank genome assembly